AUGCCUUCUACAUCAACACUCCUUACCACCUUCGUCGCGCUGGCCGCGACAGCCUCCGCCGUGACCCCGGUCGUGGUCGACGGAAAAGAUUUUGUGAACAGCGAGACAAAAGAGCGAUUUCCCAUCAUUGGUGUUGACUACCAACCCGGAGGCGCAGGCGGCUUCAGCACGAAAAAAGACCCCCUAAGUAGUCCAAAAGACUGUCUACGAGAUGCGGCACUGAUGCAGCGAUUGGGCGUUAACACUAUUCGUGUGUACAAUCUCUCGCCCAGUCUGAACCACGAUGAAUGCGCAUCUAUAUUCAAUGCUGCUGGCAUCUAUAUGAUCCUCGAUGUCAACUCGCCGUUGCAGGGCGAUAACCUUGAUCGCACGCAGCCGUGGAACAGCUAUAACCCCGGAUACUUCAAGCAGGUCUUUGGUAUCAUUGAGGGGUUCAAGGAUUAUCCUAACACGCUGGCGUUUUUCUCUGGGAAUGAGGUUAUCAAUGAACAGGCCGCGCAUACUGCGCCCGCUUACAUUCGCGCCGUCCAACGCGACAUGAAAGCCUACAUCGCCAAACACGCCACCCGGCACAUCCCCGUCGGCUACUCCGCGGCCGAUGUGCGCAGCAUCCUGCUCGACCAAGCAAACUACUUCCAAUGCUCCAUCAGCGACGCCGACUCCCACGCCGACCUCUUCGGCCUCAACUCGUACUCCUGGUGCGGUGACUCGGACUACCACGCUAGUGGGUACGACGUCCUUACCGAGGAUUUUGCCAAUUCGUCGGUCCCUGUUAUCUUCUCGGAGUAUGGGUGUAAUGCCGUGCAGCCACGGAAGUUCUCGGAAGUGCAGGCUUUGUACGGCAAGGAGAUGACGCAGGCGUUCGCGGGGGGUUUGGUGUAUGAGUAUGCGCAGGAGGAGAAUGAUUACGGGCUUGUUGUUGUUGAUAGUAGUGGGAAUGCGAAGCUACGGGAGGACUAUGAGGCCUUGCGGGAGCAGUACGGCAAACUUGACAUGGAUCGGUUGAAGAAGGCGAGUAAGGCGCAUACGGACGCUGAGCCGGUGGAGUGCAGCGCGAGUCUGAUUACUAGUGGGAAGUUUUUGGACUCGUUUGAGUUGCCGGAGAGGCCGCAUGGUGUGCAGGCGAUGAUUGACGAUGGGUGUGGUGCGAAGGUUGGGAAGAUUGUUGGGUUUGGAGGAAGGGAUGUCACGCAGAAGAUUCAUGGGGCUAAUGGGGAGGAGCUUUCUGGUGUCAAGUUGGAUAUGAAGGAGUCCGAGUCUGGGGAGAAGCAUGCUACCGAUGACAAGAAUAGUGAUGACAAGGAGGACGACGAGAAGAAUGAUGAUGGGGACAAGAGCGAAGACAACAACGGGGACAAGGAAAACGACGAGGACAAAGAAAAUAAGCACAGCAGCAACGAUGACAAUGAAGACAGUGACAACGACGCUUCAUCCAAGUCCACCACCGAACCCACUACCGUUACCAGCUCUGCCAACGCCCAAACCACGCCCACCCCAACCCCCUCCAAACACAACGCCAAUGCCAUCUCAACCCCUAGCUCCAGUACUAUCAUCCACGCCACCGCCACCGGUAGCGCAAUUCCCAGCGCGAGUGCGACACCGACAUACUACACGGGUGACGGGAGCAAGCCCUCGUCUUCUAUGCUGCUUGGCCUGCUGAGUGGUCUCGCGGGGUUGGUUGCUUUGCUGUAG
This is a messenger RNA of Aspergillus chevalieri, 1692 nucleotides long. RefSeq names its product 1,3-beta-glucanosyltransferase gel2 (gene gel2). NCBI's taxonomy places the organism in Eukaryota, Fungi, Ascomycota, Eurotiomycetes, Eurotiales, Aspergillaceae. The record is from RefSeq and is a predicted model, not a curated record. Gene Ontology annotation, biological process: fungal-type cell wall (1->3)-beta-D-glucan biosynthetic process. The transcript is spliced from 4 exons. Gene Ontology annotation, molecular function: 1,3-beta-glucanosyltransferase activity. Gene Ontology annotation, cellular component: cytoplasm; fungal-type cell wall. Bases 1 to 1692 code for a protein of 563 amino acids.